Pelobates cultripes (western spadefoot toad) is the source of this 576-nucleotide messenger RNA. Lineage: Eukaryota; Metazoa; Chordata; Amphibia; Anura; Pelobatidae. The record is from the annotation of a GenBank genome assembly.
AUGGCGACCAAAAGAUCGAAAGCACAAGCAGGCAGCACUCCCUCCUCCACCCUUACCUCCUCCAAGACUUCCCUGUGGAGAUUCUUCAAAGAAAAACAGGAGGCAGACAUGCGGUCCAAGAUGGCCGCGGCUGAGAAAUCUCCCGCGAGCAGCGCGCCAGCCAGCCCUGCUCCCUCGGACAGCUCCACAGAAGAAGCAGAUAUUAAAACCAUACUAACUCAGCUACCCUCCAAACUGGACCUCGAGGCAAUGUUCUCCAAAAUAGAAAGGAACUUUGGCGCCAAGCUACAAUCUCUCCAUGAGGAGGUAAGCCACAUUGGCAAUAGGGUGCAAACACUAGAAGAGGAGGGGGAAACAACAGCCCUACAAAUGCAUAACAUACAAACUCUCCAACAAACCCAAAACGAGGCCCUAAUAUUCCUACAGAGGAAAAUAGAGGACCUAGGCAAUAGGGGAAGGCGCAACAACCUCAGAAUUAGAGGCAUUCCUGAGACCCCUGAAGGAACAAGUGAAAAUAUCCCACAAACCCUCACAAAUCUCUUUAAUCAGGCCGCUAGAUCCACCCAUCAAGUUUGA